AUGGGCCCGCAAUAUGAAGAGUUGAGCGAGCUACGCGUUACAGUUCAGCAGGUGAAAAACUGUAGCUUUUCUGCCUGGUAUGAUAGAUUUAAGGCGCAUACUGCUAAAGCAGUUAUUAUCAAGCCAUUGCCCCAUGAGUUUGUUCAGUAUCUUGAGCAGGAUAGUAUAACGUUAGCCAGUCAGGAUAAAUCCCCUUCUUCUUCCUACUUUGUAGCUCUGGAUCGUAACGAGGACAAUGAGUACAGCGAUUGGGAGGACGAGCAAGGGACCGAAACUGGAGAUAAUGAAAAUAAGAAAGACCCCAUGUCUCUUUUCCCAGAGGUUCAUCAAAAGAUUGCUACUGUGAUCUCAGAAAUGGGUGCCGUGUCGCCCAAGUUGAAUUGGUCCAGCCCGCAGGACGCGUCGUGGAUGUUGCCUGAAAAUUCGACCAAAUGCCGAGAGCCAAAUGACUUGUAUUUGCUGCUGAAUGCAUCUGACUACAUCACGCAUGAUUUAGAUGCCGCAUUCGACGGAUGCAUCGACAAAGAUGGACACAAUUCUGUGACAGACUUUGAACUUGUCUUGCGGCAGUGGCUCAAUAUCAACCCGGCUUUGGAGCUUCGCGUUUUCGUCAGAGAUGGGAAUAUAGUAGGCGUUUCCCAGAGAGAUUUGAAUUAUUACGAUUAUCUAAAACCGCUGUCACAUACCUUUGAGGACCUCGUAGACGAUUUUAUCGAAGAUAUUGUCCUGCCAAAUUUCCCGGACAAGUCGUUUGUUUGCGAUGUUUACAUACCGCGCCCUUUCUCGAAGGUGUGGCUCAUAGACAUGAAUCCCUUUAGUAGGACAACCGAUUCUCUUCUCUUUUCCUGGCAUGAACUGGUAAUCAAAGAUAUCAGCGACUGCGAAUAUGAAUUGAGGCUUGUUACGGAACAUAACAUUGGAAGAUUUGCUACUAAGGAACAUUCUGAAAAUCAAGUUCCAAGAGAAGUCGCAGACGCCGCUAUAGAUAGCAACGCUAUCCGAGAACUCACGCAAAAAUGGUCUCAACUUUUGAAAAUGCAACAAGAUUUCAGCGAUGACGAAUCUGACGGAGAAGAGUGCUAA
This is a messenger RNA of Lachancea mirantina, 1083 nucleotides long. The record is from the annotation of a GenBank genome assembly. Lineage: Eukaryota; Fungi; Ascomycota; Saccharomycetes; Saccharomycetales; Saccharomycetaceae.